Messenger RNA from Haemorhous mexicanus (house finch), 11076 nucleotides. RefSeq names its product senataxin (gene SETX). Gene Ontology annotation, molecular function: transcription termination site sequence-specific DNA binding; helicase activity. The coding region runs from base 274 to 9021 and encodes 2915 amino acids. Gene Ontology annotation, cellular component: nuclear body. Gene Ontology annotation, biological process: termination of RNA polymerase II transcription. NCBI's taxonomy places the organism in Eukaryota, Metazoa, Chordata, Aves, Passeriformes, Fringillidae. The transcript has 26 exons. The record is from RefSeq and is a predicted model, not a curated record.
CUCAGGGCGGCAGCGGCGGCACCGGGAGGGCCGGGCCGGGCCGGGCGGACCGAGGGGCCCGCGGGGCCCGCGGGAGCGGCGUGAGAUCUUUGAAACACCACCGAGACUUGGUCACCAGGGGGUGGAUUGCUGAGGAUACUGCUCUGCCCUCUGCACUCAGGACAUGUAUGGCUGAAGGGCUCAGCCCCUUCCCUGGCUGCAGGGCAGCGCUGUUCUCCUUCCCACCAUGUGACCUGGCACACCUGCACAGCAAAUAGCUGCUUUUUUCAAAGAAUGAGCACAUGCCGAUGGUGCACACAGAGUGGUGCUGACACCACCGAGUUCCUGAAGCACUAUGCUGCUCAAAGGCUGUCCCAGGAAGAUUUUGAAGGCUCCAAUGAUGACCUCUGUUACUGCCUGGAGUGUGUGGUUGAAUAUCACAAAGCAAGAGAAGAAUGUCCAAGAUUGCACGAGGACCUGUGGGACUUGGAAACCUCCCGCCUCAUUGCCCACAUGGAGAAAUCCAUGAAUGAGGAAACAGGAGAAGAUGAGCUGUUUCUGGUUGAUGAGCAUGGGGAGACACCUCUGUCUGGUUAUGUGGGCCCAAAUUUUGAGAACAACCUGCGAGUGCCCCUGCUGGAAAUACUGAAAUACCCAUACCUGCUGCUGCAUGAGAAAGUCAGUGAGCUGUGUGUAGAAGUGCUCUGCAGAAUGGAACUAAGUCAAGACUCCUUUCAGGUCUUUGAGAAGUACCCAGGAAUUUAUCUCUUCUUGGUACACCCAAAUGAGGUGAUUCGUCGAUGGGCCAUCCUAACAGCAAGGAAUUUAGGAAAGGUUGACAGGGAUGAUUACUAUGACUUAGAGGAAGUGCUGACUUGUUUGUUCAGAGUUAUUGAGUUGGGGCUUUUUGAGAACCCAGAUAUUUACAGCUCUUCAAUGUUUGAAAAGGGUAAACUCAUCCUUCUGCCAGCUCAUUUGUAUGAUACAGCUAACUACAAGAACUAUUGGCUGGGAAUCUGCAUGUUGCUGUCAGUGCUGGAAGAACAAGCUAUGGACUCUUUGUUACUGGGCCCAGACAAACAAAAUGAUUUCAUGCAGUCUAUACUUCACACUAUGGAGAAAGAAGCAGCUGAUGAUUCCACUGACCCCUUCUGGCCUGCUCUACACUGUUUCAUGGUUAUUUUGGAUCAGCUCGGGUCUAAAGUUUGGGGUCAGCUGAUUGAUCCUGUCCAAGCCUUUCAAACCAUAAUCAACAGUGUCAGCUACAACAAUGAAAUCAAAAAUAUUCGCAGUAGCUUUAGGAGGACAAAAGCUGAACCAGAGUCAGACUAUGGUGAUGACAUAAUGUCUUGCAGUCAGAUUGUGUAUAAUUAUAACACAGAAAAGCCUCAAAAGGAUGCUGGCUGGAAGGCUGCCAUUUGCCCAGAGUACUGCCCCAACAUGUAUGAAGAUAUGCAGAGCCUGGCUAACAUGCUUCAGUCUGACAUUGGCAGAGACAUGCGUGUCCAUCACAGCACGUUCCUCUGGUUCAUCCCUUUUGUUCAGUCCCUUAUGGAUCUCAAGGACUUGGGUGUAGCCUAUAUAGUAGAGGUCAUCCACUACCUCUGCUCAGAAAUCAAAGAUAUUCUCAUCGAAAGAUUCCAGGAGUGCGACAAAAUCUCCGAGUUCUUCCUCCUCAUCUUGGUGUCCAUUGUUGAGCUGCACAGAAGCAAGAAGUGCCUGCAUUUGCUGUGGAUCAGCUCCCAGGAGUGGGUGGAGGCAGUGGUGAGGUGUGCCACGCUCCCAAGCAGAGCCUUCACUCGGUGCAGCGAGAAGGUGCCGGGGCUGUUUGCCAAGGGCUCGGCUGCCGGGUCCUUCCAGGCGCCCAGCUCGGUGCAGCACGCCUGCGUGCAGCUCAUCCGCAGCCUGCUCAAGGAGGGCUACCAGAUCGGCCAGCAUGCCCUCUGCAAGCAGUACCUGGACAAACUCAACCUCCUCCUGCGGGGAAAUCGAGCUGUGGGCUGGCAGCUGAGCAGCCAGGAGACUCAGGAGCUGCAAAUGUGUUUGAAGCAAGUUAUAAGAAGUAUAAAGGGCAAAGCACUGAGCACCUCUUUGGCUGGAGGGAACGGUUCAAGCUCAACAGUUUUGCCGACUGUCUCUACAAAGCAGGAGAGGAAUGUGUGUGAUGAUGGAUACAAGACGAGUGGACAUGAAAGGAGGGACCUUUAUUCACCAUUUGCCAUGUCAAAGGAAGGCAAAGAUUGUCAAGAGAGCCCUUUCUAUAGGAGAAAGAAUGCCUGGGAAGAGGAAUGUAGAGAUGCAUGUAGAAGUUCAACAUCUUGCACAUCCACAGAAGGCCUCUUGGUGAAUAUUAAAAAGGAGCCUAAUGACUUGACAGCUCAGGAGUUUGUCUUCCCACAGAACUCUUUGGCAACAAAAGUAUGUGGGAAAGUUCAGGAAAAUAGGAGCUCUGAUCUUGUGGCAGGGAAAUGCAAUAUGGAUGAUCAGUACUUCAAUUCAAAUACCGAGCAUUCAGAUUUCAGGAGAGGCAGAGAGUUAGAAGUGAAACACAAAGCAGAAUCCAAAACACCACCGUAUCCAUCUGCUCAGACUCAUCUUGAUUCUCCAUCUUCAAGGAGUUGCAAAAGUAUGCAAGAGACAAGUGCAAACAGUGUGCUCCAGUCCAGACUGGUCCCCACUAAACAGAUGUCCAAGGAAGCAUCACUGGAUUCCUCUAACUCCUCUAGAAAUGAAGCUGGUGUGCAAGGGAAGGAAGAUGACAGUAGUUUACUUUUAGGGCGUAAUGACACCUUGCUGAAAAAGGUAUCAACAGAAGAAAAAUCGGGUGCAUCAUUGCUGUCUUUCUUUAAGAGGAGCACUGAUGUGCAAACUUCAAACCAGGAGCAGCCUCAUUUAAAUGAUUUGGAUAAAGAUGACUGCAAAAAUCAAUUUUCGGAGACCUUUUGUAGGGAUAAAAUUUCAGCGUACGGUUGUUUUCCAUUUAGCUCUGAAAACAAGAGGGAUAUGAUCAGGCCACUGUCAGUGAAGCAUGAAUCAAGUGACAGGUUGCUUGAGUUUUCAGAAUAUUUCAGGAGGGAAAACAGUUCAGUGGGGAAGAAAGAGGAGAAUUUUGUGAAGACGGUUUCUAAAGAUGAAGAUUUAUCAGACUCCCAGGUUGAUAGAGAACUCAGUAAAUUAUCUUUAGCUGCUUAUGCCAAAAGUGUUAAUUUUCCCAUUGCAUCCAACCAGGAAAGCUCAGUGUACCACAAUGUGUCUGAUAUUAAAAGGAAAGUGAAAGGUUCUGUAAGAUCUUCCAACGAGGGCCAAAGUACCAAGUGUCCCAGUGCUGGAGAUCCGCCUUGCAAUCAAGUCAUUGUCAUUUCAGACUCUUCUGAUGAAGAAAAAAGUGUGGCUGAGAAGGAGAAAACAAAAACCAAGAAUGAAAAUGUGUGUGCAGAGCCAUCUUCAACUUCCAGCAGCACUUCUGAUAGUGACAAUAAAAGAGAAUCAAAGUCUCCAGGCUCUCCCAUGUUACUGGAUGACUGCGAUUCUCAGUACUUUGAAUUUGAAACAGAAGAUGAGGUUUUCUCGGCCUGGCAAGAUACUCAGGCGUAUGCUGUGGAAGCAACUCAGGAAUAUAAACGAGAUUGUGUUUCACCAGCACCCGAGACAAGUAAUUCAGAUGACUGCCUGAAUGAUAACUUAAAUGACUGGGGCUAUGAUCUGCAUUACUUUAGUGAUGACACCAUGGAAGAGGCAGCAAGCUCAAUAGAAAAGCAGACAGACGAUACUUCUUAUCAGAAAGAGGCUGAUGAUACAACAGAGGUGACUAAUUCAACCUUGGAAGAAUCAGUUGGCAAGGAAGAGGCAAAAGGUCAACUGGAGAAAUAUGCAGACAAAGGUGCUGGUAAAGGCUUCACCCUGGACUCAAAAGGGCCUGAACCCACAGCAUCUACAUCUCCCAUCUCAUUAGCUUCAAAGUUGGCCCUUAAGAAAAAGAGCACAAGCCCACAGAAGACCACAGCAAAAUGUAAAUCAGCACUGGCUGUUCAGAGAAGUCCUAAAAAACCUCCCGUUGUUAAAACAGCCAAAAAUAAAACACUCCAAAGCACGACAGAACGUUCUCAGCCUGGCAGAUCAAUGCCUGCUGUGGUUCCUCCAAGGAAGGUCCGGCAGAGUCCUGCUCCAGCCACAACUGCAGAAAAGCUUGGCCUAAAGAAGGGCCCCCGCAAGGCGUUCGACCUGUCCCAGCCCUCCCUGGAGAGCCUGGCUCUGCUGCGCAGCCACGGCAAAGCUGCAGGCAGGAUUGGAGUCACGCAGAAAAAGAGAACCAAACAGAUCGAGGCUCAGCGUUUGUCUGUGAAAGGUAAUAAAAAACUGCUAGCUUGCCAAGACCGGCAGUAUCGAAGGCCCAAAAGAAGUGUGAAAAAUUCUGCAGGAAGUUUGCAGAGUAGAAACAAAGUUACCAAAACGUGUGCAAAACCUGUGGAACAAAAGCCUCAAAGUUUAGAACUGGCAGCUAUUAAAGAAUCUGUUGAAUACCAAAGGGAGAAAAAAGAAGAGGCUGCUUGUCCUUCUGCCAGUGAGAGAAAAUUUGAGAGCCUCUCUGUGGAGGAGGUGGCAGAUGCCUCUAAAAUGCCUCAUUCUUCAGACUGGAACAGCAAAUGGAAGGGUGACAGUGUCGUGGUUCCUCCUGUCCCAGUGGAUUCAAGUCUCUCUUCCACUGCACUUGAAGGUGAUAAAGAUGAGUCUUCAGGAAAAGGUUGCACUGUCCUGCCUGAGUGUGAGAUGAAAACUUCAAAGCAAAAUGGGUGUAAAUCAGAUGAAAGCAGUGACGAAGGUGAUGAUAAUCUGUUUUUAACUCAGUUAGAUCCUGUGGAUAUGGAGUUAUGUUCUCAGGAGGAAAGUGUUAAUGAUGCUGCUGUAGGUAGUAAGACCCCAGAGGAAAUGGAAGUUGAUGAAAGCCUUCAGCAGAACGAACUCUCAGCUGUUGUGAAAUGUAAGGACAAAGACUGUGUGGAGCAGGUGGAAAAACCUGGAGAGUACUGCAGUAAACACCCAGCCACCAGCCCAGGGGCAGAUCAUGUGUUUGCCAAGCCUUCUCUCCCACCACCUAAAAUAAAAAAGCCUUCCACUACCAAAAUUUUCAGCUCAGCGAGUUCUUCACGGAACGCAGCCUUCAGCAAAGACCUGGCAGAUGUCAGAAAGUUGCCCCCACCUUCAAAAAGCAAAGUGAACGUGGCCAAACCGGCCGUGGUCAGGCCACCGCUGUAUCCAAAACCUGCACCAGCAGACAAUCCAACCUGCAAAUCUCCAAGUUUCCAACCCCUUAGUUCCAGUAAUGUUCUCCAGUCACAAAAUAAACACUAUGACAAUGCUUCAAAUAUUUCCAGGAGGCCUGGCCGAGAAACCUCCUCCUCUUUUCUUGGCCAGCAGCGCGAUUACAGCAUUUUUGUUAACCAAGUCCUAAAGUGGACUUAUGAAAUGUUUGCAAACUUCAGCUACUUUGGGACUCCAAAUCAUCUUCUGCAGACCAUAGUAGCCCCUGUUCCUCCCCAAUUUCAGGGCUACAAUGAGUAUUUUGACACAUUUUUUCCCUUGAUGAUGCUCAACGCCUUUGAAACACUGGCACAAGAAUGGGUAGAAAACCAGAAAGUAAGAGAGAAAGGUUAUUACUUCUACUUAGAGAACUUUUCUGCUGACAUGAAAACAGCACAUUUUACAGCUCAUCUACGAGAGAGUGAUUUGGCAAGGCAGCUUCACCCGAAGGAGGAUGACUUAAUCCUUUUGAAGGUCCACAAGGAGAAGGACACUUUUGGGGAAGAAAGUGGGAUGGAGUACCACACAGUGAAUCAUGUUGGCCUUGUAACACAUUUUGCUCGUGCAUCUGGCUAUGCAAAUAGACAAAAAGAGCAGCAAACUGCCUGUCAUCUUACUGUGCAAACCCAAGGCAAUUUGUCAUUCUUCAUCCGUAAGCAAGUGAAGUGUGUGGUGGUUGGCUCCCUGGUGACCACACACAGAAAGUUCAAAGGUCUCCUGCUGCUGAGCAGGAGCCCCCUGGUUAGACCCAUCAUAACUCCAAGUUACAAUGACUUCUGUCCCAGAGAUCUGCCUGUCGCCUCAGGGAGUGCUGUUUCAUAUAUGAAUGAAUACAAUGAAGAUCAGAAGAGAGCCAUUGAGACAGCUUAUGCCAUGGUAAAGCAGCACCCAGGACUUCCCAAAAUCUGCCUUAUCCAUGGACCACCUGGGACAGGGAAAUCAAAAACCAUUGUGGGACUCCUGUCCCGUGUUUUGAGAGAAAACACUAGGAAUGAGAAAACAGCUCGGAAAAAAAAUUCCAAGAUUAAGCCAAACCGUUUUCUAGUGUGUGCACCAUCAAAUGCUGCUGUUGAUGAACUCAUGAAAAAGAUCAUCAUUGCAUUUAAGGAAAAAUGCCAAAACAAACAGGAGCCUUUGGGAAAUUGUGGUGAUAUCAAAUUAGUGAGACUUGGUCCUGAAAAAUCAAUCAACAAUGAAGUGCGAGGAUUCAGCCUGGAUAAGCAAGUUGAACACAGAAUGAAACGAAAGCCAGGUGACUGUGACCAGGACAUUCAGAAGAAGAAAGAAGCUCUGGAUCAGAAGCUGGACAUGCUCUCUCGAGAGCGUGCCAUGCACAGAUGUGAGAAGAGAGAGAGUCAAAUGUUAAAUUAUGAAAUUGGCAGACUUGCAAAGGAGAGACAACAACUCGCUUCUCAGCUAAAGGAGGUUCGGGUGCACUCCCAGAAAGUGCAGGCAGACAUCAUCCUGGAGUCUGACAUCAUCUGCUGCACGCUGAGCACCAGCGGGGGGAGCCUGCUGGAAUCGGCCUUCUCCCGGCAGGGGCUCGAUCCCUUCAGCUGUGUCAUCGUGGAUGAGGCAGGGCAGUCCUGUGAGGUGGAAACACUGAUUCCACUGAUCCAUCGCUGCAAUAAACUUGUCCUCGUUGGAGAUCCCAAACAGCUCCCUCCUACUGUCAAAUCAGUAAAAGCUCAGCAGUAUGGCUAUGACCAGUCUUUGAUGGCCCGUCUGCAGAGGCACCUGGAGGAGCAAGUGCAGAGGAACAUGCUGCACAGCCUGCCUGUGGUGCAGCUGACUGUGCAGUACAGGAUGCACCCAGACAUCUGCCUCUUCCCAUCCAACUAUGUGUAUGGCAGGACUCUAAAAACUGCCAAGUCAAUAGAGGAGAACAGAUGUUCUUCAGAAUGGCCAUUCCAGCCCUACCUGAUUUUUGAUGUAGCUGAUGGUCGUGAGGAGCGAGACAAUGACUCUUACAGCAAUCCUCGGGAAGUGAAGCUGGUGAUGGAGUUAAUUAGAACAAUUAAAGAAAAAAGGAAGGAUCUGGGCCUUCGUCGCAUUGGAAUAAUUACCCCUUACAGUGCACAGAAAAAGAAAAUUCAGGAACAACUGGACAGUGUGUUUAAGAAUAACAGCCCAGGAGAAGUGGACACAGUGGAUGCGUUCCAGGGCCGGGAGAAGGAUUGCAUCAUCGUGUCCUGUGUGCGGGCAAACAGCUCCGAGGGCUCCACUCUGCCACACGUGCAGGGAAACAGCACCAAGGGAUCCAUUGGGUUUCUGGCGAGCCUCCAGCGCCUGAAUGUCACCAUCACUCGAGCCCGGUUCAGCCUCUUCAUCCUGGGCCGGCUGCAGACGCUCAUGGAAGAUAAUAACUGGAAUCACUUGAUUCAGGAUGCUCAGAAAAGAGGUGCCAUUAUUAGGACAACAGAAAAAAAUUACAAGAAAGAGGCUCUCAGGAUUUUGAAGCUCAGGCCACCAGGACAGCCCCCAGCCAAAGGAGGGACGAUGACAUCUCCUGUGGUGCACGCUGGUUCUUCCAGUGGCAAGAGAAGUGAGCCUGGAAAUUCUGGGAGCAGCCCACGGGAACUUGCUGCUGGCCCUGGCCAUGCAGUGCCCCAAGGAAGCCGAGGGCCCACACAGCCUGCAGGGACUCCAGCUGCAGAUUCCAACAGGGGCAGUGCCCCUCCAGCCAUGGGGGCUCCAGCUGCAGAUUCCAGGAGGAGCAGUGCCCCUGCAUCUGUGGGGGCUCCAGCUGCAGACUCCAGGAGGAGCAGUACCCCUUCAUCUGUUGGGACUCCAGCUGCAGAUUGCAGGAGGAGCAGUGCCCCUGCACCCUUGGGGGCUGCAGCUGCAGAUUCCAGGAGAGGCAGUGCCCCUGCACCCUCAGGGACUCCAGCUGCAGAUUGCAGGAGGAGCAGUGCCCCUGCACCCUCAGGGACUCCAGCUGCAGAUUGCAGGAGGAGCAGUGCCCCUGCACCCUCAGGGACUCCAGCUGCAGAUUGCAGGAGGAGCAGUGCCCCUGCACCCUCGGGGGCUGCAGCUGCAGAUUCCAGGAGAGGCAGUGCCCCUGCACCCUCGGGGGCUGCAGCUGCAGAUUCCAGGAGAGGCAGUGCCCCUGCACCCUCGGGGGCUGCAGCUGCAGAUUCCAGGAGAGGCAGUGCCCCUGCACCCUCGGGGGCUGCAGCUGCAGAUUCCAGGAGAGGCAGUGCCCCUGCACCCUCGGGGGCUGCAGCUGCAGAUUCCAGGAGAGGCAGUGCCCCUGCACCCUCGGGGGCUGCAGCUGCAGAUUCCAGGAGAGGCAGUGCCCCUGCACCCUCGGGGGCUGCAGCACUUGGUGCCAUUCCAGAGAAGCCACGGGACCCGAGGCUGGCGAGCCUGGCCAGUCGAACUGAAGGCAAAGGCAAGGAGCAGCCCUUGAACAGCCCUCGCUCAGCCCAGAGCACUCCAGGAUCAACAGCCCAGCAAGGCCUGCACGUGUCCUCAGCUGCCAGGGAUCAGGUGUGCAGAACAGAAAAUGCCAGGAAGGCCCAGCAGACAGCAGGACAGUGCAGUGUGCUUCCCUCAGCCCAGCACGAGGGUGACCGGAGAGCGGCCGUGUCCAAAAGUGGUUCCAGAGCCCCCAGUGAAGGAGGUCAGAGCAGUGGCAGUGAGUGGAACAAGGACUCUCGUGGUUUGUCAAGGAGACCAUCCCAGGAAUCACCAGAGAGCACAGAAUCAAGCUCUGCCAAGAGAAGAAAGUUCUUUCACUGACUUCACUAUCAGCUCAUUACUGAAAAUCUAUUCCCAGAUUUCUGUCUAGCAAGGACUGUAUUUUCAAUUAUUUAGCACAGCUGGAACUCCCAUCUAUUGAUACCACUAUCAGAAGAUCUCUUUCCCAUCCUGUCCCUAAUUGUGAAGGGAUUUAAUACCUGACAGAUGGUACCUUUGAGGUUUUGAAAAGAGAAGUUGGGUAGCUGCAUUGCUUGGAAGAGCAGUGGGUUUAGUUAUCUAGGAAGCUGAGGUUGUAAAUGUUUAACAGUGUAUAUUUGUACAGUAUACAGAAUUAUUUUAAGAUAUUUGGCAAAUAUAUAGCUUCUUGUUUUCUUGUGUAAAUGCUAAUUUCUUAGAGAUGUAAUUUUUUAUGAAGAACCAGAGUAAAGCAAAAACAAAACCCAACAAUCCAACCCCAAAAUCCAAAAGACAGACUUCUUUUCCCUUUGCACUAAUAUGUCUAAUUUAUUUCAUAGCAAAACUGAAUGUUGAAAAUGUGGUACCAGUGGUUCUUGCUAGUGCUCCACUACUGCCUCAGGGAAAAGUGAGGCAGAUGUACAUUGGUUGAAUGGAGAGAAUUCUACUUAUUUUGUAUAUUUUAUUGCCUGUUUUUAUAGGAAACAGAAGAGUUUUUGUUUAUACAAACGUGCCUUGAGUUUUGCUCUUGCUGCUGCUCUAUCAGUUGGAAUCCCUCUCUUGUUGCAGUGGCAACACAAUCUGCAGAUUAAAACCUGUGAGGUCUGUUUGGUCCCACUGUGUCCUUGUGAGGAGGAAUCAAAAGCACUGUGGAAUCUUGGUCCAAGAUCUAGUUAACAGUUAUUGGUAAUGUCACUUGAGUUUCUGUGUAUGAGAUUUUGGAGAUCACAGGGAUGAAAAGGGCAGGUAAAUCUUGCUUGGUGUUACUGCUGGAUUCUUUCCACUGUGCUGGUGAAGAACAUGCAGCCAGUAAAAGAGGAUGGCUAAAAAACCAAAUUAUUUUUAAGAAAACCUUCCUCACAUCAUAACAUUUCACAAUAAAACUGGAAUUAUUUCUACUAAGAAUUCCUUUGGGUCACUGUGAAGUAUCACUGUCUGUUUUGUGGAGCUUGUCUGUGUCUCAGGAGGUGAAGAGCAGCAUUUCACAUGCACUGAGUUUUGUGUGGAGAUAACCAGGGCUCAGGGAGUGCAGGAGCUGCAGGGUUGGUACCAGUUAGGUGCACGGAGUGGGCCAGGUUGUGCCAUCUCCAGGUGUGUUCAGGGACAGCCUGAGCAGGGAGUGUCCUGCUGUCCCUUGUCACAGCAUUGUGGCAGUGGCUUUGCUGGAGCCACGGUUUUUAGGCAUCAUCUUCAGUUCCAUUUUGUUAUUGCAGGGAUAAUUCCAGCUUUGUCCUUUGAACCCACUGCCAGGCAGGGCUGUGUGACCCAGCUCAGGGAGACACCAGUGCCUUACUCUGCCCAGCACCAGGUGCUGGUUCAGGCUGUAAUUGCCAGGAAAACUCUCAUCCCUAAUGCACCCACACCCCAAACAAACAUGCUUUACUGGUAGGUGUGUGGGGAGGCUUUUAUUGCUGCCUGGGCCUGUCCAGCUCGUUGUGCUGUGCAGGACUGAGUGUUUCAGUGUAAAUGGGGAGAAUCUGGGAGAUCCUUGUGAGGUGAGAUCAGCAUCUGUGCAUUGUUCAGCUUUAGUUAUUUGCUAUGUUGCAUUCUGCAUCCUUCAGUGACCCCCUGACUCCUGGCAGCCCUGUGUGCUCUUCUCCAGCUGCUGAGUGGCUCUGACCUUAACAGACUGGACAUUUCAGUCACUCCCCAUCACAGACUCCAUGCCCUGUGUGUUAUCCCCCUUUAUGUUAAUAGGAAUACUUAAAAACUGUCAUCUUCCAAGCCCCUUGGCUCUUGUUGGCAGGGCUGUGCUGCCCUGCCUGCUGUUUGUACUUAGCACAUUAAGAGGCUGCUGCUCUGCAAACCCCAUGGCUGUGGAAGCCAUUUGGACUGUCUUGAUGUAAAUAAAGUGAAGCUGGCAACAAAAUGAAUAAGGAAAUGCUUUUCUGGUUAUUAAAUGCAAUUUGGUCACAAGAA